AUGUGUUGGGGUUGGCCCAGUCUUGUCAUCGUCGGCUCGAAGCUGGUUGAUGAGGGCUGCUGCAGCGCCACUCGCCCUGAGGUCCUGCUCUUCCUCACUGGCUCGCCUCACUGCCUGACCUCCUCUUGCACUCCAGGACUGGAAGUGGAAGCCAAGAAGACCUGGGUCCAGAUCAUCCUGUCCGUGGGCAGAGGAGACAUGAUCUCUAAGAGAAAGAUGCUGCUCCUCCUAGCGCUGAGUUUGCUGGUGAUAUUACGAGCCGGGGACGGGGCAUUCCACCUGAACAUCACUGAAGGCUGCAAACUCAUCUUCCCCCCUUGGGACGGUGGGAUCCGCUACCGGGGACUGACCCGCGAACAGGUGAAGAUGGCCCGCUUCCUGCCCUUUGACUAUGAGAUCGAGUACGUGUGCCGUCCGGAACGGGAGAUUGUGGGGCCCAAGGUGCGCAAAUGCUUGCCCAACGGCACCUGGACCAACAGCGAUGUGGAGAGCCGCUGCUUACGGACCUGUCCCAAGAUGCACCUAAGCCUGGAGAAUGGGCAAACUCACGUCUGGGCGAUGGAGCGGGUGCCUGUAGAAGGUACCUGGGUGGAAUAUCGCUGCAACAGUGGCUUUCACCUGGUGGGCAGUCCUCGCAGCAACUGUACCAAGAUGGGCCGCUGGAGUUCUGCAAAGCCUGUCUGCGAAUUGUGGCGCCCUUCUGUGUCCAGGACGGGGUCAGAUUUGCCUUGCACACUUUCCUCCAAACUGGGUUUGGUGUCUGAGCCCCACUCCCAGUUCUGCUACACAGAUCCAUGCGAACCUGGCGUGGCCACCAAAUUCCUGUAUGAGCUGCUCUACAAUGACCCCAUCAAGAUCGUUCUUUUGCCGGGCUGCAGCAGCGUUUCCACCCUGGUGGCUGAGGCUGCGCGCAUGUGGAACCUCAUUGUGCUGUCCUAUGGCUCCAGCUCACCGGCACUUUCCAACCGCCAACGUUUCCCCACCUUCUUCCGCACGCAUCCCUCGGCCACACUCCACAACCCCACCCGUGUGCAGCUCUUCAAAAAGUGGGGCUGGACCAAGAUUGCCACCAUCCAGCAGACCACGGAGGUCUUCACCUCGACCUUGGAUGACCUUGAGGAACGAGUCAAAGAGGCUGGCAUUGAGAUCACCUUCCGUCAGAGCUUCUUCUCAGACCCCGCUGUGCCUGUCAAGAAUCUCAAGCGCCAGGACGCCCGCAUCAUUGUCGGGCUCUUCUAUGAGACUGAGGCGCGGAAGGUCUUCUGUGAGGUGUACAAGGAGCGCCUGUUUGGCAAGAAGUACGUCUGGUUCCUGAUUGGCUGGUAUGCUGAUAACUGGUUCCGCAUCAAGGAUGCGAAUAUUAACUGCACGGAGGAGGAGAUGACGGAGGCAGUGGAGGGGCACAUCACCACAGAGAUCGUCAUGUUAAACCCGGAGAACACCCGCAGCAUCUCCAAUAUGACAUCGCAAGAGUUCAUAGAGAAGUUAACAAAGCGUGUGGAGAAAUCUCCUGAGGAGACAGGUGGCUUCCAGGAGGCGCCUCUGGCCUAUGAUGCCAUCUGGGCCCUGGCCCUCGCGCUAAACAAGACCUCCGCUGAGCUGGUGAAGAAGGGCCUCCGCCUGGAAGACUUCAAUUACAAUAACCGGACCAUUACAGACGAGAUCUAUCGAGCCCUCAACUCCUCAGCCUUUGAGGGAGUCUCGGGACAUGUGGUCUUUGAUGCUAGUGGCUCUCGGAUGGCCUGGACCCUCAUCGAACAACUGCAGGAUGGCGUCUAUAAGAAGAUUGGCUAUUACGACACCACCAAGGAUAACCUCUCGUGGUACAGCAAUGUCAAAUGGAUCGGGGGUACCCAACCUGCUGAUUACACAAAAGUUAUCGUCACUUUCCGGUAUCUCUCCCAGAAGCUCUUCAUUUCUGUUUCGGUUCUGUCCAGCCUGGGCAUCCUGUUGGCCAUCAUCUGCUUGGCCUUCAACAUCUACAAUGGACAUGUCAGAUACAUCCAGAACUCGCAGCCGUACCUCAACAACAUGACAGCGGUUGGCUGCGCCAUGGCACAGGCGGCCAUCUUUCCACUGGGAGAAAACCAUCUACGGAGGAGCUCUCACCACGGGUCUUGUCUCCACCCACAGGCUCGCCUUUGGCUCCUGAGCUUGGGUUUUGGCCUGGGCUAUGGCAGCAUGUUCACCAAGAUCUGGUGGGUACAUACCGUUUUCACCAAGAAGGAAGACAAGAAAGACCGGCGGAAGACUCUGGAACCCUGGAAGCUCUAUGCCACAGUUGGCUUGCUGGUCGGGCUUGACGUUGUCAUCUUGGCUAUCUGGCAAAUUGUUGAUCCACUUCAACGCACCAUUGAGGAAUUCACGAAAGAGGAGCCCAAAAGCGAUAUUGACGUCCUGAUCCUACCCCAGCUUGAGCACUGCAGCUCCAGCAAGAUGAACACCUGGCUGGGUAUCUUCUACGGCUUCAAGGGGCUGCUGCUGCUCCUGGGCAUCUUCCUUGCCUAUGAGACAAAGGGCGUCUCUACGGAGAAGAUCAACGACCACCGCGCUGUGGGCAUGGCAAUCUACAACGUGGCUGUGCUGUGUCUCAUCACGGCCCCCGUUACCAUGAUCCUCAACAGUCAACAGGAUGCAGCCUUUGCUUUUGCCUCGCUGGCCAUCGUCUUCUCCUCCUACAUCACCCUGGUCGUGCUAUUUGUGCCCAAGAUGCGUCGCCUCAUCACCCGGGGCGAGUGGCAGUCGGAGCAGCAGGACACGAUGAAGACAGGCUCCUCCACCAACAACAACGAGGAAGAGAAAUCACGGAUACUGGAGAAGGAGAACCGCGAACUGGAGAAGAUAAUCUCUGAGAAGGAAGAGCGCGUCUCCGAGCUCCAGCAACAGCUCAAAGAGCGGCAGCAGCUGCGGUCCCGCCGGCGCUCCUCCAACUGCGCGGCCGACAACCACUUCAACAGCACGGCCUCGGCCUCGGCAGCCACGGGCCCCAACCUCUACCAGCCCAGCCUGCCUCUCGUCCGCUGCCUUGUGGCCGAACAAGCCGACAAGCUGGGGCGCAACAACUGCGACGGCAGCCGUGUCCACCUGCUCUACAAGUGA
Molecule: messenger RNA, 3099 nt
Organism: Gekko japonicus
Lineage: Eukaryota; Metazoa; Chordata; Lepidosauria; Squamata; Gekkonidae
Gene: GABBR1
Product: gamma-aminobutyric acid (GABA) B receptor, 1
Exons: 25
Coding region: 1-3099 (1032 amino acids)
Biological process (GO): gamma-aminobutyric acid signaling pathway; G protein-coupled receptor signaling pathway
Cellular component (GO): G protein-coupled receptor heterodimeric complex; membrane
Molecular function (GO): G protein-coupled GABA receptor activity
Source: RefSeq, a predicted model, not a curated record